Australozyma saopauloensis is the source of this 1521-nucleotide messenger RNA. It is a transcript of the gene FCY21, whose product is annotated as purine-cytosine permease. The transcript has a single exon. Gene Ontology annotation, biological process: transmembrane transport; cytosine transport. Lineage: Eukaryota; Fungi; Ascomycota; Pichiomycetes; Serinales; Metschnikowiaceae. Bases 1 to 1521 code for a protein of 506 amino acids. The record is from RefSeq and is a predicted model, not a curated record. Gene Ontology annotation, molecular function: nucleobase transmembrane transporter activity. Gene Ontology annotation, cellular component: fungal-type vacuole membrane; plasma membrane.
AUGUCCGACGAAGAAAAGCGCGUGGACUCUCUCAAAGACGUCUCUGUCGACGAGUCGUACGAACCUAAGGAAGCAGAAACCGUCGCUGUGGGCUUGAGUUUUGUCAACAGACUCGCUGCCAAAUUGAACGCAGAGACGAAGGGUGUGGAGUUGGUGCUCGAUGAGGAGAAGACCGAGACGUCGUUCUCCAACGCGGCCACCAUGUGGUUGUCGGCCAACAUGGUGAUUGCGACGUUUUCGCUUGGAGCGCUCGGUAUCACGGUGUUCGGGUUGUCGAUGUUCCAGUGUAUCAUGUGUAUUGUGUUUUUCAAUGCGCUCGGUGCGAUGCCCGUGGCGUUCUUUUCCAUUUUCGGUGUCAAGUUGGGUCUCCGUCAGAUGAUCUUGUCGAAGUUCUUGGUGGGAGACUACGGUAUGAGGAUCUUUGCAUUUAUUAACAUGAUUGCCUGUGUCGGUUGGGGUGCGGUGAACAUCAUGGUGUCUGCGCAGUUGCUUAACAUUGUCAACAACGGUGCCUUGCCUCCUUGGGCGGGCUGCUUGAUCUUGGUGGCCUGUACCAUUGUGGUGUCGUUUUUCGGCUACAAUGUGAUCCACACCUAUGAGAAGUGGUCGUGGAUUCCUAACUUGGUGUGUUUCAUUGCUAUCAUCGCCAGAAUGGCCAUUUCGAAGCAAUUCACUUGGGGCGAGACCGUGGGCGGCCAAACAACCGCCGGUAACGUGUUGUCCUUUGGUGGUGCCAUCUUCGGUUUCGCUACUGGCUGGACCACCUACGCUUCGGACUACACCGUGUACCAACCCAGAAACGCCAACUGCGUGAAGAUUUUCUUCGGCAUUUUCGGCGGUUUGCUCCUUCCUUUGAUCUUCACCAUGACCUUGGGUGCUGCCUGUGCUACCGGUACCUUGACCAACACUGACUGGGCCGACCAGUACAAGGAGCACAGCAUUGGUGGCUUGGUUUUCUCCAUCCUUGUGACCGACUCCUUGCACGGCUUUGGCCAGUUCUUGUGUGUGCUUCUCGCCUUGUCCACGGUCGCCAACAACAUCCCUAACAUGUACUCUGCCAGUUUGAGUGCGCAAGCGUUCUGGUCGCCCUUGAGAAAGAUCCCCAGAGUGUUCUGGACCAUUUUCGGCAACUUCGUCACCUUGGCCAUCUGCAUCCCUGCCUACUACAAGUUCGAGGAGGUCAUGGAGAACUUCAUGAACUUGAUUGGUUACUACUUGGCCAUCUACGAGUCCAUGUCCUUGUCGGAGCACUUCAUCUGGAACAAGGGCAACUUCGCCGCCUACGACUACCUCAACUUCCACGACAAGAGAUCGUACCCGGUCGGAUACGCCGGUGUGUUCGGCUUCUGCUGCGGUGUCGCCGGUGUCGUGUUGUGCAUGAACCAAGUCUGGUACCACGGUGUCAUUGCUAGAAAAAUCGGAGAGUUUGGAGGAGACAUUGGUUUCGAGGCUGGUGCCGCUUUUGCAGCCGUCGGUUUCAACACCGUCAGAUUCUUCGAAAAGAAGUACGUUGGCCGCUAA